This is a messenger RNA of Lagopus leucura (white-tailed ptarmigan), 3538 nucleotides long. It is a transcript of the gene PWWP2A, whose product is annotated as PWWP domain containing 2A. Gene Ontology annotation, molecular function: histone binding; chromatin binding. Gene Ontology annotation, cellular component: nucleus. The record is from RefSeq and is a predicted model, not a curated record. NCBI's taxonomy places the organism in Eukaryota, Metazoa, Chordata, Aves, Galliformes, Phasianidae.
GAGGCGGCGGAGAAGCAGCAGAGAAAAUGGCGGCCAUGGCUGCGGAGGCGGCAGCGACUGCAGCGGUGCCGGGCGAUGGGGGGGCGGGCGAAGCCGAGCCCGAGAUGGAGCCCAUCCCGGGCAGCGAGGCCGGCGCGGACCCUCCUCCUGCCGUCACCGAGGCCGUGGAGUCGGCGGCGCCCGACGGAGAGGAGGCCGACGGGGGAAAGGGAGCUCCCGGCGAGGCCGAGGAGCCGCCGCCCGUGCAGCUCGCCCGGAGCCCGGCCGGGACGCGGGAGCCGGAAGGCGAAAGGACGGAGACGCCGCCGCCCUCCGGCCUCGAGGCGGGUUCGCCGCAGGCCGAGCUCCGAGGAGUGACCGGCCCGGAGCCCGAGGAGCGGCCGCAGCCCUGCCCGCCGCCCGUCGCGCGUCCCCAGCUUCCCGAGGAGUGGCCGCAGCCCUGCCCUACGGCUGCCGGGGGCUCCGCGAAGCGGGAGCCCGGGGAGGAGCCGUCCCGGCCGGAGGAGGAGGAGCCGGAUGCUGCCGCCGCGGAGCCCGAGCGCCCGCCGCCCGCCGCCCCAAGCGGGGGGGAGGCGGAGGCGCCGCUGCUGCCCGGCUCCGAGGUGCGGGUCACCCUGGAUCACAUCAUCGAGGACGCCCUGGUGGUCUCGUUCCGGCUGGGGGAGAAGCUGUUCUCCGGGGUCCUCAUGGACCUCUCGAAAAGGUUUGGACCCCACGGAAUCCCUGUGACCAUAUUUCCUAAAAGGGAAUACAAGGAUAAACCUGAAGCCAUGCAGCUCCAAAGUAAACCAUUCCAAGAUGAGGCACAGGUGAAGUGUGAAUCUAAUGCUGCAGUCCCCGAUGACUCUUCUCUCACACAGCCAUCAGAACCAAGCUUAGCUAAAAGCCUAUGGACUUCUAAACCACCUCCUCUCUUCCAUGAGGGAGCGCCAUAUCCUCCUCCUUUGUUUAUCAGGGACACAUAUAACCAGUCAAUACCUCAGCCUCCGCCCCGGAAAAUUAAGCGGCCCAAGCGUAAAAUGUACAGGGAGGAGCCCACUUCUAUUAUGAAUGCUAUCAAACUACGACCCCGACAGGUCUUAUGUGACAAGUGCAAAAACAGUGUUGUUGCAGAAAAAAAGGAAAUAAAAAAAGGUGGCAAUGCAAGUGACUCUUCAAAAUAUGAGGAUAAUAAAAAACGAAGAAACGAGAGCGUGACUACUGUGAAUAAAAAACUUAAGACUGACCAUAAGGUGGAUGGAAAAAGCCAAAAUGAAAGCCAGAAAAGGAAUGCUGUGGUCAAAGUUUCAAAUAUUGCCCACAGCAGAAGCAGAGUAGUUAAAGUUACUGCACAAGCAAAUACUUCAAAAGCGCAGUUAAAUACAAAAAAAGUUCUCCAGAGCAAAAACAUGGAUCAUGCAAAAGCUCGGGAAGUCUUGAAAAUGGCCAAAGAAAAGGCACAAAAGAAGCAGAGUGCAACCUCCUCUUCCAAAAAUGCACAUUCAAAGGUCCACUUCACACGGCGUCUUCAGAACACCAGCUCAGGUUCCCUCCCACCCCGAUUGCGUUUAAAGCCACAAAGAUAUCGGAAUGAAGAAAAUGACUCUUCUCUCAAGACAGGACUUGAGAAAAUACGGAGUGGCAAGAUGGCAACUAAGCCGCAGUCUCGCUGCUCCUCCACCCGCUCAGCAGGUGAGGCCCCUUCAGAAAAUCAGAGCCCCUCAAAAGGCCCUGAAGAGGCCAGCAGUGAGGUUCAGGACACAAGUGAAGUGCAUGUAACUGUUGAUCAGGAUGAACACCAGACAUUGGGCAAGAGAGGCAGCAAAAGCAAUAUAACGGUUUACAUGACCCUUAAUCAAAAGAAAUCUGACUCUUCCAGUGCAUCAGUAUGUAGUAGUGAUAGCACAGAUGAUUUGAAAUCUACCAACUCUGAGUGUAGCUCUACUGAAAGCUUUGAUUUUCCUCCAGGCAGCAUGCAUGCACCUUCCUCCUCCUCCUCCUCUUCGAAAGAAGAGAAAAAGCUCAGUAAUUCCUUGAAAAUGAAAGUCUUUUCCAAAAAAGUCUCUAAAUGUGUUACACCAGAUGGCAGGACCAUAUGUGUAGGGGACAUUGUUUGGGCCAAAAUUUAUGGCUUCCCUUGGUGGCCAGCCCGUAUCCUGACCAUAACUGUGAGCCGGAAAGAUAAUGGUCUUUUAGUUCGCCAGGAGGCUUGUAUAUCAUGGUUUGGCUCCCCAACAACGUCUAUUCUUGCUCUUUCACAACUAUCCCCCUUUUUAGAGAACUUCCAGUCGCGCUUUAAUAAGAAGAGAAAGGGUCUUUACCGCAAGGCCGUCACAGAGGCAGCCAAGGCUGCUAAGCAGCUGACUCCCGAAGUUCGGGCCCUGCUGACGCAGUUUGAAACGUGAACAUGGAGAGUAAGGUAGGCAAGAAAUCUGGAGGCUCCACGAAAUUCAUAGCCUAGUUAGAGGACUACCAUGAAGGAUUUGCCGAGGCAGAAGUUGCAGUCGGUUGGAUGCUCUUUUUAUACUAAAGUUCCAUUUGUAGCGGUUUCAUGGAAGUUAAACAAAUUGAACAUGCAAUCAAAAUUAGCCUAAAGUGAGAAUUUCAGUAUUUUUCAAGUGAGAAUUUUUUUUAAAGAAAGAACUCCUCAAACACCCGAUGCAUAGGAGCCAUAGCCUCAGCUGAAAGGCAGCUUAUUUGCAGGGAAUUUUUUAGUAGUUUCUACCCAGUAUGUACCUAGUUGCUGUGUGGCAAAGGGUUGACACAAGGGGUGAAAGUAGUAGCUGUGAUACUUUAUUUUUCUUUUCUUAGGUGGCCCAUCAGGGAAGUGUAGAAACGUAAGCCUUGUCUAAAUGGUCUUUAAACAUGAUUUCAAAUACUUUCUGAUGUAUUUAGUCUGGCCAGUGCAAAUUGGUUCAAUGCACGCAUGAGCAUCUUAGAGGCGUGCCCCGAUCCAUGAAGGCCAGUUUAAAUGGCAUUAGAAGAUGUGCUGAAGUUUUUAAGGAAGAAAAAUUCACAAAAUUAAAGACCAGAUUAAAUGGGGUUUUAUCUUAGUGACCACUUCUUAAACACUCAGCCUUUCUAUGCACAUGGGGGCACAAAUAUUAACACUUCAGGGUCUGAGAAGCUGAGAGUGAUGCCUGUAGCUCUAAGACAAAGCUGAGAAAUUGCUCAGUGUUUGGGAUCAAGGGCUGUUAAUGCUGCAUAGGUGUGAAUCAUAACUUCUGGUCUUUCUUCCUGAAGAAGUCUUUCAGGCCAUUUGCCUGGAGUUUUAGAUUAAGAGAGGCUUUGUUUUGAAUGUGUAAAUAAUUGAUUGAUGAAAUUUGGUCAGAUUUUCUCCUGACUGGUUGUUCCUAAAUUCUUAGGAUACGUCCUAGUUAAUUACACUUUGUGAAUUGUCAGAUGUGUAAUUGUUGCAUUUUGGAUGUAUCUAACUUCAUUUUUUUUUAAAUAUUUCCGUUUAAGGUAUCUGUUUGCAGGUCAGAAAAUGAGAAUUAUGUAAUUGUGUAAUGCUCUGAAAUGUAAAAACAAACUGUAAAUAAAAUUGACUAAAUCUGAA